Molecule: messenger RNA, 1590 nt
Organism: Fusarium coffeatum
Lineage: Eukaryota; Fungi; Ascomycota; Sordariomycetes; Hypocreales; Nectriaceae
Exons: 4
Coding region: 1-1590 (529 amino acids)
Biological process (GO): transmembrane transport
Molecular function (GO): transmembrane transporter activity
Source: RefSeq, a predicted model, not a curated record
AUGGCUUCUAGAACAGACGUCAGCGACGAUGAAACCCUCCGUCAAAAGACCCCAGAGCCGAAACCGAAACAACGAUCACUAAUAAGUCUCAUCUUCGACAACACACGGAUUGACAUGGCUGUUGAGAACUACGAAUAUCCAGGAUGCGGUACUGUGGAAGAUCCAUUUGUUAUGAGCUGGAUUCCAGAUGAUACAGGGAAUCCACUUAAUUGGGAGAAGUGGUUGAAGUGGACCAUCACCAUGGUUUCUGCUGCAACUUCAUUUGCUGUUGCGUUCAGUUCAAGUGCUUAUACUGGUACUAUCAUGCCACUUAUGAUCCAUUUCGAAGCAAGCCAAACACUCGUCACUGCUGGCGUAUCAUUAUACGUGCUCGGCUUCGCAGUUGGACCACUAUUCUGGGCACCAUUAUGCGAAAUCUACGGCCGUCAAAUCAUCUUUGUCAUCAGCUAUGGCAUGUAUGUCGUCUUCAGCGCAGCAUGCACAGCGGAUCACGGAAUCGCUACGCUUCUAGUCCUACGAUUCUUUUGUGGAACAUUCGGUUCAUCACCAUUGACGAAUGCUGGAGGCGUCAUCUCAGAUGUCUUCAGACCCGACGAGCGUGCUAUCGCCAUGGCAUUCUUCUCUCUUGCACCUUCUCUCGGGCCGACUUUGGGUCCGUUCAUUGGCGGAUAUCUCGCUGAAGGUCAGGGAUGGCGAUGGGUCAUGGGCUUGAUGGCCAUUAUUGCCGGAAUAUUCUGGAUCCUAGACAUGUGCUGCGCCCCCGAAACAUACGCCCCCUACAUCCUUGGCAACCGCGCAGCGAUCAUGUCCAAAAAGACAGGCAAGGUAUACAAGUCGAUCUACGAACACCAAGGCAAAGCCGAUCCCCCAGCAGUUGUUCUCAAGAAAGCCCUCAUACGACCUUGGCUCCUUCUCUUUGUCGAACCCAUUGUUCUCCUCCUCUCAACAUACAUCGCUAUUCUGUUCGGCACGCUUUACAUGCUCUUCGGCGCGUAUCCUGUUGUCUUCCAAUUAGAACGGGGUUGGUCCGCUGGUAAAGGCGGUCUGGCUUUCCUUGGUGUUGCAGUCGGAAUGAUUGGUGCUAUUCCAGUUAUCGGACUUAUGAAUAUUUGGUACAUGAAGCAAGCAGCCAAGUACAAGGGAGAGCCGGUUCCUCCGGAGAAUCGACUUCCUGGAUGUAUGCUUGGAGGAAUCUGCGUACCGGUAGGAAUGUUCUGGUUCGCAUGGACUUCAUAUCCUGACGUACAUUGGAUGGCACCAGUAGCCGCUGGUGUUCCCUUCGGCUUAGGCAUGGCCCUGGUAUUCAACAGCAUCUUCAACUAUCUCAUCGACUCAUACACCAUCUACGCCGCCUCAGUUCUCGCUUCUAAUGCAGUAUUACGAUCGAUGUUUGGCGCGGCCUUUCCGUUAUUCACGAAGCAAAUGUACGACAAGCUAGGCACACAAUGGGCUAGCACCGUCCCUGCCUUUCUGUCUCUUGCGUGUUUGCCAAUGCCUUUCAUCUUCUACAAGUAUGGACCUGCGAUCAGACAACGUUGCAAGUACUCUGCGAAGGCAGCGCAAGCAACAGCUAUGGCGACGAAGGGUUGA